Molecule: messenger RNA, 3690 nt
Organism: Cynoglossus semilaevis (tongue sole)
Lineage: Eukaryota; Metazoa; Chordata; Actinopteri; Pleuronectiformes; Cynoglossidae
Product: angiomotin-like 2a
Exons: 12
Coding region: 309-2423 (704 amino acids)
Biological process (GO): angiogenesis; actin cytoskeleton organization; establishment of cell polarity involved in ameboidal cell migration
Cellular component (GO): bicellular tight junction; plasma membrane; cytoplasmic vesicle
Source: RefSeq, a predicted model, not a curated record
GAUCCCCGAGGGAGCUCGCGUUUUACAUUCCUGACAUUCCGACCUCAGUCCCUCCUCACUCACUCAUUAUCACCGCCUGCUCUCUCUCUCCAGCAGUUCACAGUCAGAGAGCGCAGGACGAUGAGGCUCCGUUAAAACAGACUCGUGUGGAAAACGAACAUUUACUGGGAUCUCAACUCUAUUUAAAGCCACAUCGAAGUCGAGAAGAAGGUUUUGUUAUGAGCUGGUCUACAGCUGAUUAAAUGAAAACACUGUUUUGAAAGCGGGUUAAUAUUUCUAAGAGAAAAAAAAAAUAAACAGAACCUAACAUGGCGUCCACCGAAGAGCCGUCCGGCACGGUCCUCCACCGACUCAUACAGGAGCAGCUUCGCUACGGGAAUCCAACAGACACUCGGACCUUGUUAGCCAUCCAGCAGCAGGCCCUGCGUGGAGGCAGUGGAAGCAACAGUGGACCUAGCAGUGGAGGUGACAUGGGCAGGAGCCCAAGAUCAUCCCUGGAGAGUCUUUCCCAGGAGGACCCUCUGUUCCCUCAGCUCUCUACGAGGCAGGAGCCUCAGGGCCAGGAGCAUCAGGGAGACUACCACCAUUCAGAAAGUGGUUAUCAGCUCUAUCAGCUGCAUGGAGAGGAGCUGCCAACGUACGAGCAGGCCAAAGCACAAUCGCAGUACCUGGCUUCUCAGUGGGCUUCUGUGGGCCCUGUCAGGCAGCUCCAGGACGGGACUCUCCUGCACGAGGGAGUCUUUCACGAGGAGGCAGAGAUGGUGGAACCUAAGUGCGGCCAUGUGCGCUCACUCAGUGAGCAGCGUUUGCAGAUAUCUCUGGAGAGAAACGACACUUCAUCUAAGGCUGAGGCCUUUAAGGGAACGUCACACAGUUACCCUGAGCUGCCUUAUUACACCUCGCAAUUUCUUCAAAGCACAGGACCAAACCCGGGCAAACACUUGCCCCCUCCAGAAUAUUCGGUGCCCAUUCCGGGCCAAGGAUUUAUCCCACAACAGGUCCAGGAGCCGGUGCAGGCACAGCAGCACAGAUAUGUGCAGUCGGCUCAGCAGGGUGACGUCCCUUGCUACAACAAUUUCCCUGUUGUGCCACCUGCUGGUUUGGAGGAGCCCAACCAAGUGGAACUGCUGCUGAUAGAGAAUGAAAGGCUGAGGCAGGAGCUGGAGACACACAGGGAGAAAACUGGACGCAUUCAGAAGCUGGAACAAGAGAUCCAGAGGAUUUCAGAGGCCUAUGAUACACUGAUGCAGGGCAGCAGUAAAAGAGAAAACCUGGAGCAGACGCUGAGGAGGAGACUGGUGGCUGAGGUCAGGAGGCUGCAGGAUUUCAACAGAGACCUCAGAGAAAACCUGGAAAAUGCAAGAACGCAUGUGGCAAAAGAAGUCCAGGCAGCCGACCAUAACCAGCACAUCAUGGCCAAACUUCUUGAACAGAACGAGGAGCAGAAUGUCGAACGGGAGCGCGUAGAGCGGGAACUGCAGAGGCUUCGAACCACAGCAGAGGAGCAGAGACUCAGGGCGAAAAGACUCGAGGAGGCCCUGGAGGCUGCCCGAGGACGAGGCCGCCAGCUUGAAGAGGAGCUGAGAAGGAAAAGGGCUUAUGUGGAGAAGGUGGAGAGGCUUCAGAGUGCACUAGCUCAGCUACAGUCCACCUGUGAGAAGAGAGAGGGCCUUGAGAUGAAGCUGAGGACGAGACUUGAGCAGGAGCUGCGGAGUCUGAGGGCACAGCAGAGGCAAUCCCAGCCCCCUGGUGUGACCAUGAACUCCCUACAAGAACGCUUGCGUGAGCGGGAGGAGCGUAUCCUAGCCCUUGAGGCUGAUAUGGUGCGCUGGGAGCAGAAGUAUUUGGAGGAGAGCACCAUGAGGCAGUUUGCCAUGGAGGUGGCUGCUACCGCUGCCGCUCAGAGAGACACCACCAUCAUUAACCAUUCACCCUGCAACUCCUCAAACAACAGCUUCAAUGAAGACCUGCCAGUUGCUGACCACAGGAACCAAGAGAUGGAGAACAGGAUCCGCGCUCUUUAUGCACAGAUCUUAGAAAAGGAUGCGGUAAUCAAAAUCCUUAACCAACGCCUGCACCAGGACCAGGGGCAAAAGGAUGAGCAGUCUCCUCGUAUCAGUUACCUGAACCUUGCAGGUGCUCCUCUGCGACCUGCAUUCUCCACCCCCUCCAUCAGCACUAUCAAGACCAACACAAAGACUAGAGGAAAGAGUCUUUCCGAUGACCAGACGUUGCCAAACCGUCAGUUCUCUGCUCAGUCUGAGCCUGGAACACUUGAGCGGCACAAAGAGAGAACCAAGGACAAAGGCGCUGCUGGCAAAACAAAGCUCAACAGUGACAAAGCAACUCCAAAGAAGUUCCUGUUAAAUCCUUUCAGUGGGCUGGAGGAGCUGGAGCCGGAGGCAGUGGAGAUUUUCAUAUAAAGGACUGAGAGAAGUGGAUUUUUAAAAACAAAAGGGGAAAAGCAAUUCUGAGAAUCUGUGAAGAGUGUCUUUAAAUAAAUGAAUGGAAGAAAAUACUGGAUCCAAGAAUGUAGUGGAAAGAGGCCAAAGCACGCAGAAAAAAAAAGGACUGUUCUAAUGUUUUAGAGUCAGAGCUGUGCACUGACUCACUUUCUCUCACCCAGCCAGCCAGCUGCAGGCAGGCUGCCUGGCUGGGUGAGACCAGAUCAAUCUUCUGAGGUACUUGGACAGUAUUUUGGAUUGCAAUAGGGCAACAUGUUCUCAGAGAGUGUAUGCCAAAUAUUUAUAUAAAUAUAUAUAAAGAUAGAUAGAUAUACUAUAUAAUUGCUGCUCCCCUUAUAUAUUAUUUUUUUAAUCAAUUUGCCCCACUAUAUACUACUGUUUAUCCUACUGGGUUUUCACAUUCCCCAGCUCUUAAGCCUUGUGUUUCACUAGAUAAACACUCAGUAAGGGGGUAUCUUCAUGACCGUUCCCCUCCCCUCUAGAAGACGUUAAUCUGAACAACCCCCGUUCCCAUCACAUGUAUGUUAUCAGUCCGGCAGACUUUCCCUUGCUCAAUAAUUUAAGCUGAUAACACACAAGACUCUGCUGAUUUCAAGUGCUCUCACAUUCCACACUCCGUCGGCCCUAGUAGCUGGUUCUACCGGGGAUUAGUCGGGUUGUGAGUGAAGAGAUGCAUGAAAUAUAAUGUGGUUUGUUGUUGCCAAACUGACACAGAUCAGGUGUUGUUCGUUCAAGUGGGAGGGUGUAGUGUCAUGGUGUUGAUUUCAUCAUAUUACUUUUAUUCCCUUCUUCCUCCUCAGUAUGUUUGCAUGUGUGACUUCAGUAUGAGAGUGUGUUUCCUGAUGUGGUGAUUCUGCUGGUUUGGUCACCGCAGAGGGGAAGAAGUUGUGUUGGUUGUUGUGUUUACUGUUAGUUUUAAACUAACAAACAGGUUAAUUGUUAAUAUUAAUAAUAUUAUUCUGUUAAUCUAUAUUUUAUACAGAUGUCCGUAUUGUUAUUUUAGAUAUUACAGAGCUUCGAGAGACGCCAAAGAGUUUAUGUUUCGUGUAUUGUUUGUUUUAAGUUAUGCGUUGACAAUCAUGGUCAUGUCAAGCUGUUCCCAACCAACCGAGUGUUGACUUCAAACAGGCAUUUCUGUGAACUUCAAACAGUAUGAAGGUUUUUACAGUGGAAUUCAUGCAUUCGUGCACAUUUCAUAAAGCAAUAAAAUAAUAUAACGUACAGA